AUGAUCUCUUUCACCACAGGGUUAUAUCUUGAAAAAGACUUGGUGGCUCAGAUUAAUUUUUCCAUCAAUUGGACUAACUACACAGCUUUUAUCAAAAUGGACUCCAUUCAGGAUCUUCGCGUUAUUGGUUUUUCUAAAGUUGGAGCACAGGUGAAUGCAUUUUUUGCGUUUCGUCCCCCCCGACUCAAUUCCCUAUAUGUGAGUGGAUUCAUCAUAAUAAUUUCGUCGGGCUCCAGCCUUUCUUCUCAAGCAUGUACAGAUGUAAUCAUUUUUUCUUCAGUACAACAGGCAACAAUUGACACUGCAUUUUUGACUUCAUUCCUCAAUAAAGAGGCGAAUAAAAUCUGUGGUGCCAAUGUUCCUGCUCAUUUGUCCACUUCCUUCACCAAAGAGGACAUCUACAACGCCGCGCAGAACCCAAGCUUACCACUGCGCUAUAGAAUUCCGAAUAUUCAGUCAUCUUUAAUCUACAAUAUCACAAUAUUUCCUUACCUACUUACUACACUUGGCCGAUCUUCCAGUAUUCAUUUUCAACAGUUUGGAAGUUAG
Messenger RNA from Protopolystoma xenopodis, 549 nucleotides. The record is from the annotation of a GenBank genome assembly. NCBI's taxonomy places the organism in Eukaryota, Metazoa, Platyhelminthes, Monogenea, Polystomatidea, Polystomatidae.